Molecule: messenger RNA, 3979 nt
Organism: Diorhabda sublineata
Lineage: Eukaryota; Metazoa; Arthropoda; Insecta; Coleoptera; Chrysomelidae
Product: nuclear pore complex protein Nup153
Exons: 7
Coding region: 188-3736 (1182 amino acids)
Biological process (GO): protein import into nucleus; RNA export from nucleus
Cellular component (GO): nuclear pore
Molecular function (GO): structural constituent of nuclear pore
Source: RefSeq, a predicted model, not a curated record
GAGAAGCAUUUAUAUAUGCCAGUUGAAAAUAUGGAAAAGAACGCGCUCUUGAAGGUUAUUUUGGAACUACAGCAAAAUUACGCCAUAUUUAAUCCUCGUGUGGUGAAAGUUGCUACUAAAUAGCUAAAAUGUAAAGUAUUCAGCAUUAAUUUUGAAUUCAUUUGUAAUCAAUUAUUCUAGUGAAAUUAUGGCGAGAGAUCCUAAUAAUAGUGGCGAUCAUAAUUCAUCGUAUUUAGGUCAGGAUGAUUCUGAGAAGUCACUUGUUGGAAAAUUCAAAUCUAUUAUCAGUAAUACACCUUUAUCUAAAUGGUUCGGGAGACAAGAUAACGAUGUUAAGUCUACUAUAAGAAGACGCGACGAAGACUAUGGAGAAGUAGAUCAUUUGCAACCUCCAAUGAAAAGAGCGAAAUUUACUUUGACUCCAGAAGAUGAGACAACUAAAUCCAGUGACACUAAAAUUAAAGAAAAAUUACUAACUAAAAAUUACAAUUGCCCAGAGCCAGUAGCAGGUCCAUCUGGUUUACAGUCUCGAAAGUUACUUAAUAAUGUUAAUACCCCUAUAAAUAGUGAUAUAAAUGUACAAUUAUUUGGUAGUAGUGAAUUUUUAAAUGGACAUAAAGACUCUGAUAGUGAGGAAUCUACAAGUGGUUAUUCUUCUGUUCUCAGAAUGGGAAGUAAAGAACAUGUUUGCCAAAGUGAAGGCAGUUCAAAACAACAUUCUCCACUUCAGAAUAAUUCCCCCAAUAGGAGAACCCUUUUUGAUACACCUGCUCCAGGUAUUUCAAAUCGUACUCUAUUCACGGAUAGAACUGCAACUCCACAACAAAAUACGUCAAUGAGUUCAAGAAGACCUAAUUUUAAUGUCUCGACAUUUGGUUCCCCUGAUUUUAUAGAUCAGACAUUGUCAACAGAAAUGGUUGUGAGAUCACCAUUCUACAGUGGAAGUACAAUGUAUGGAGGUGCGUCAGCUUAUGGAAACAAGUUCGGUAAAAGAGCUAAAGAUUUGAGAAAUUCCUUGAAGAGAUCAGCUCGAAUAAAACCUAUUAAAAAAAAUGCUGAAAGUUGUAGUAUGGUUUUGGGUAAAACUGCUAGAAAAAUUUUAGAAACUUUAGAACAGUAUAGUACACCCGUUAAUGAUGCUAAGAAAAUUCCAGUAGCUUCCAAAAGAGUGCGAUUAGAUACAAGCUUACUUGGUACACAUGUUGGUGUUAGCCCUUACACAACUUCAGCGGCGUCAUCAUUUAAUAAGGAAUUGCAAGUGCCUACAGUACCGGAUUUAUUAAAAAUGAAGCAAAAGUUACAAAGUAGUACAGAAGCAGUAAGGCAGAUUGCUACCUCAUCAAAAUCAUCUUUGAAUAAAGUACCUCUAAAACAAGAUUCUGCAACGAAUACUCCAAAACAGGACGAGCCAGUUGCUCCAACGCUAGAUACCGAUAUACCACAAGAUAAAAUUAUUUCUGUACAAAAGGUUCAAGAUGUUAUUUUACAAAAAGAAAAAAGUAUUACUGUAUCAAAGGUUGAUAAACCAAAAGAAGCGAUACAAAAUUUUUCGAUACCAACUUUAUCUAAAUUUGAUCUAAUUAUACCUGCUACAGUUACAGUUCCAGAAAAAUUGCCUGAAAAUCAAAUUGUAUCCGCCCCUCCAAAAAUUCCAGAUGUGCCACAAUCAGCAGUUACAAAGAAAAAUAGACCAAAAGAACAACCAAUUACUGUCACACAGUUUAAAUUUUCUGAUCCACUGAUUGUAUCUGAAAAUUUCAAAAGUAUUGUCGCUAUAAAUAACUUCAAAUUCAGUGAACCCUUAUCAAAUUUAAACAAACUGGAAAGCAAAAAUAUUAUCAAACAAACGAAAGAGAAAAAUAACGGACAAACUAUUAUUGAAAAUACGUUAAUGGACAAGUUUAAACCCGCUACCGGGACAUGGGAAUGUAGCACUUGCCUCAUCAGAAAUCAAAAAGAAAAAACUAAAUGUGUUGCUUGCGAAACCCCAAAACUGAAACAACAAACAGAAAACAAACAAGUUAAAUCCUUUGGAGAAAAAUUCAAAAUGCCUGAUAAUAUGUGGGAAUGUCCUGUUUGUAUGAUCAGAAAUUCAAAUGAUAAAACCAAAUGCUUGGCUUGCGAGACACCAAAUCCCAAGUCCUCAGAAUUGGUAACUUCGUCUUCAAGCUUCGACGCAAAAUUUAAACCUUCUGUUGACACAUGGGAAUGUUCCACCUGCCUCAUUCGAAACAAAACCGAUGUUGACAAAUGUGCUGCUUGUGAAACUCCAAAAGCUGCCAAACAAAAAACUCCAUCUGAUGAUUUAGUUGCUGCUUUCAAGAAGAAAGCCGAUGAAUGGGAGUGUACAAUGUGCAUGGUGAGAAAUAGCAAUAGUCAGAUGAAAUGCCAAUGUUGUGAAGCUGCAAAACCAGGUAGCACAAAACCGGUCAUUCAGGAUACUGAAAAAAAAUCCCAACUAAAAUUCAAUUUUGGUAUUGAUAAAAUAGCAGCUGCACAAUUCAAGUUUGGUAUUCAACCUACUACUACAUCUUCAGAUAGUGUGACAAAAUUGCCGGAUUCUGCAAAUCCUAAAGUAGCACCAAUCACUCCAACCGUUCCUACGUUCACAUUUGGAAUACAAAAGGAAGCUAAUACCUUAGAAACAGCAACAGACGAUGGUAAGAGUACUGUAUCUUCAAGUACCAUAGAAAAAUCUAACAUUGAGUCAGUUGUGUCUAAAAUUGUCCCGUCAGAAAAGAAUACAGAUACAACAAGUAAAGCUGCUGUUUCUAAACCCACAUUUAGCUUUGAUACUGAGAAAAAGAGUGCAGAAACCCCUACUACAAAAUCAGAGACAAUACCUACUUUCAAAUUUGGGAAUAUUAGCAAGCAGGUCACAUCUCCAACAACAUCUGCAUUUGAACAAAGUAAACCAACGGAUAUCAGCAGUAACAACGGACUUGAUGCACAAGCCAAAUCUACUUUUGCUACUUCCAGUAGUAAAUUACCAGAAGUACCAUUGAUCAAUAAAACUGAAGCCAAACCAUUUCUGUUCAAAAGUGAUAAUAUUAACACCGACUCUACCAACAAAGUUACAACUUUCAAUUUUGGACAAACAGCCAGUUCAUCUACCAAGCCACCGACCACUCAAUCCUCUGGGUUCAGUUUUGGACAAAACACCACAGCUACAAAAUCAUCUGAAUCAAAUUUUGGACAGAAUACCAAUUCCUCUGCAAUGACGAAAUCACCAGGAUUCAAUUUUGGACAAAGUACUGCUAUAACGCAGCCAUCAGGAUUCAAUUUUGGAUCUAAUAUUUCGACGAAUCCAGCUGUGACGCAGUCAAUUGGUUUUAAUUUUCAAUCGACGACCAAACCAAUGAAUUUCAAUUUCUCUGCGGCAGGAAAAACUGAAAGUGGAAAACUGUUUGCUGGAACAGGAAGUGGUUCUGUUUCAAAGAAUGGCAUUUUUAGUUUUGGUGCUUCUAAUCAAAGCAGCACUACCACUACUCAGAAGACUGGAUUCAAUUUUGGAGGAGCUUCGACGGCACCUAUCACUUCAUUCAACAUAGGAGCACCGACAGUUACAACACAGGCAACACUUCCAACAGGAAGUGGAUUCAACUUUCCCUCGCCUUAUGACGCAAAUGCUAAACCAACAUUCAAUUUUACCGACGGACCCGUGACAUUUUCGUCUCAACCAGCGACAGGAGUUCCUAGAAAGAUAAAAAAGGCAGUUCGUAGGACUCAGCGGUAGUUAUUUGUAAUACAUGUGUAAAUAGUAAUAAUAAUGAUGAUAGAACUACUUUUGGACGCUUAAAAGUAUCAUGAUUGGUUGAUUGUUUUAUGGUGUAUGGAUCGAGCGAGCCUUAAGAAUAAAUAAAUAUGUUAAUUGAGAGAGGAACGUGUUUAAACAAAAAAAGAAAAAACUUCUCAGUAUCUGUUGUAAAUGACUUAUUAACACAAGACAAUGUACUUGAAAUAAAAUUGUAAAAAAAUA